Arachis duranensis is the source of this 2304-nucleotide messenger RNA. Its product is annotated as cysteine-rich receptor-like protein kinase 3. Gene Ontology annotation, molecular function: protein kinase activity; ATP binding. NCBI's taxonomy places the organism in Eukaryota, Viridiplantae, Streptophyta, Magnoliopsida, Fabales, Fabaceae. The transcript is spliced from 8 exons. The record is from RefSeq and is a predicted model, not a curated record. Bases 51 to 1994 code for a protein of 647 amino acids. Gene Ontology annotation, biological process: protein phosphorylation.
UAUAUCCCCUUCACCUUUGUCAAAAUGAGAACCCAUUGAUUUUACCAGUCAUGGAUUCAGCACCCUUUGUGGUUGUCCUCCUUCUCUUGUUCCUCUCUUGCUUAUCAACUCCUUCGGUCUCGGACCCCAGAGCCACAAGGGCGGCCUUGCUCUGCACCAACAGGACCGAACCUGCUCCUUCCCGUCAACUCUUCGUAUCAAACUUCCUUGCUGCCAUGGACGCACUUACCCCUCUCAUCUCAACUAAAAGGUACGGAGCAGUUAUCAACGGGACUCGCAACUUAACGGUCUACGCCUUCGGCCAGUGCAUGAACGAUCUGUCUCAGCAAGACUGCAACAUGUGCUUCGCCCAGUGCAAGACACAGAUCCUCACCUGCCUUCCCUUCCAGAAAGGGACACGUGGCGGCUCUCUCUUCUUCGAUGGCUGCUACCUCAGGUACGAUGAUUACAACUUCUUCAACGAGAGCGUCACCGAUCGAGACACCUCGGUAUGUAACGGCACCAGUAACAGAAACGGCGCCGUUUACAAGCGCAAUGCUUUGGAGUUGGUGAGCAACUUGAGUCAUCUGGCGCCCAAGAACGGCGGCUUCUUCGUUGGCUCAUUCAGCCGCAAGAAUGUGAGUGUUUAUGGAUUGGCUCAGUGCUGGAAAUUUGUUAAUGCAACUUCCUGUAAGAGCUGUUUGGCUGAUGCUGUAACUAGAAUCGAUUCGUGUCCUCCCAAAGAAGAAGGGAGGGCGAUGAAUACUGGUUGUUACAUGAGGUAUUCCUCACAGAAGUUUUAUUACAAUUCAACCACUGUUGCUUCUUCUUCUGGGAAUCAUGGACGGCGCAAGCUAGCUAUAAUUCUGGCUGCAUCUUGUGCUGCCCUGGCUCUUGUUCUGGCUGCUGCAACAUUUGUUUACUUUGCAAGGAAGAAUCUACUCAAGAGAAGAAGAGAUAGGCGACAGUUUGGUGCACUGUUGGACAGAGUGAACCGGUCCAAGCUAAAUAUGGCAUAUGAAAUCCUUGAAAAAGCUACAAAUUACUUCAAUGAUGCAAAUAAACUAGGACAAGGUGGAUCAGGCACAGUUUAUAAAGGAGUUCUGCCUGAUGGAAAUGUUGUGGCCAUAAAAAGGCUUAGCUUUAACACAACACAAUGGGCAGAUCUUUUCUUCAAUGAGGUCAAUUUGAUAAGUGGUGUUCAUCACAAGAAUCUUGUAAAGCUUUUGGGAUGCAGCAUUACAGGACCCGAAAGCCUUUUGGUUUAUGAAUAUGUGCCUAACCAGAGUCUCCAUGAUCACUUUUCAGCUAGGAGGAUUUCGCAGCCAUUGACUUGGGAAGUGAGGUACAAGAUCAUACUAGGAAUUGCUGAGGGCCUGGCCUAUCUUCAUGAGGAGUCUCAUGUUAGAAUCAUUCAUAGAGACAUAAAAUUAAGCAACAUUCUGCUAGACAAUGACUUCACACCGAAGAUUGUGGAUUUUGGUCUUGCUAGAUUGUUUCCUGAAGAUAAGUCUCACCUUAGCACAGCCAUUGCUGGCACACUCGGUUAUAUGGCUCCAGAAUAUAUAGUUUGUGGGAAGUUGACUGCAAAAGCGGAUGUAUUUAGUUUUGGAGUUCUAGUUGUUGAAAUUGUAUCUGGCAGAAAAAACAGCUCCUUCAUCGCCAAUUCAUCCUCUAUCCUACAAACGUUGUGGAGCCUUUUCGGAUCAAAUAGGCUAGCCGAAAUCGUUGAUCCAGCCCUCGAGGGUAACUUCCCUUCAGAGGAAGCAUGCAGACUGCUGCAGAUAGGGUUGCUUUGCGCGCAAGCAUCUGCAGAGCUGCGACCAUCGAUGUCAGCAGUUGUUCAAAUGAUUAACAAUAGCCACGAAAUUCCUCAGCCGACGCAACCGCCGUUUCUUAAUUCUAGUUCUUCAGAACUCAGCAAAUCAAGUUUGCCUGGAUAUAAUUUUCAGCCAGGAUCCAUGACUCAGUCUUCAGGGGACAGCAUGACAGAGAGUCUUAUUGAGCCUAGAUGAGACGUACUACAAAAUGUUCCUCUUUUCUGCAUACAUUUGCUAAGGAAUCUGAUGAUAGAGUUGCUGGCAAGGUUUCAUCUUGAAGCUAGCAAUGGCAUAAUCCAUUAAUCUAAUGGUGGAUGAGAGAUGAGUGUAGCACGAUGUUCCACACUUAAUAUGUACACAUAAUAUUUUUCAUAGGAAAUAUCUACUUGAGCAUACAUACACACUGACAUACCUUUAGUUAAAUUUUGUUAAAAUUUUGUACAUUACAAUAUCAUGUGUAGUUAUGUUAUAUAUAAGAAUCCAUGAGUCAGCUAAUUAUGCAAAA